Messenger RNA from Durusdinium trenchii, 1587 nucleotides. The record is from the annotation of a GenBank genome assembly. NCBI's taxonomy places the organism in Eukaryota, Dinophyceae, Suessiales, Symbiodiniaceae.
GGGAAAGUUAGACUUGUGAAAAAACCGCGCCGUGGGUACAGCAAAACUACUACUACUAGGAUAGCAUACAAACCAAUCACCUAAAACACGCCGCGCCCAAGGGCCGGCGGAUUUGGUAGUGAUGCCAGACCAGCUAAGGCAAGAGCGACAAAAACAUACUAAAAAAGGAUCGCCGGUGCUACUGCGUAGGGAGGUGGCUACUUACAUUCUGCAAGAGAAGCUCCAGCCACCAGCUGACUAGUUUGCUUGGUCUCCGUCACUAGCCUUUUGUGACAUAAAAGAGUGCAUCUAUGACAAUCAAAGGCAUGAUGCCUGAACUGGGACCUGAGCAAGGCCAAGCCGGCAGCUGAUUGUGGUGUCAGGCGAACUCAGGCAAGAACAACGCUACUUUUGUUUUUGUCUGAUACAGUCCCUCAUAGAAUAUGCAUGAGGAGUCCCAGAUUGUGGGUCUACCGACCAAUCUAUUCGGCUUCUACUAGCUUGUAGUGAGAAUCUGCAGGGGUACCUUCAGAGGUGGCAAAAAUGCAGAACUUUGCCAAAGCAGACUUUCGAUCAAUGGGUGUUCUAUCGUCAAGUCUAACAUGCCUGUGUCAGAAAGACUCGAGCAGGAUGAUGUUCACAUUCUCUACCCAACCUAAUACCUUGGACUGCAAUGUACUACAAGAUCAAAAAUUGUCAUCGAUCUUUGUGGUUUUACACAGACGUGUUUCGCCCAAUUUGCGGUUUUGCAAUCUUUGCUUGCUUGAGAGUGCAGGAAAAGGAAUCGUUUCGUGAUGCAACAAGUUGUCAAGCCGAGCAGAUGAAGGUCAUUCGUUGAUUCAGGCCUGCACUUUUGGCGUGCCUGUGUGCAAGGCAUGUUGCUGAAAGCAGACAAUAAGCAGACUUGCGCUGCUGAUUUCUUUGUACUGUGUGCACCUGCUGCUAGCUGUUCCGGCAGCACCUCAUUCACCUUUGCGAUGAAAGAUGUGAGGAACACAUCUCUACAUGUGCAAUUGCGAGUAUGCAAGCAUAUUUCCCUGCCUGUCGAAUCUCCAAAAUUAUCUCGAAAAGACUUUCUUCAGAUACCGUUGCCCAGAAGUCACAUUUUGCUGGAACUCAUUUUCAGAGCAAUGCGCUUGUUGCCGAGUUAUCUUGUACAAAGGAUUGUGGCCUGGAGACAUGACUCAUCUCGGGUGGUUGGAAGCCAGUUGACAUUCACAGUCCGAUGCAGAAAUGGAGGAGGCCAACCCACGUGGCAACCAUGGGUACAUCUUGACGCCGAUGCCUCCUUAGUACCAUCCGGCCGUGAUGGCUGCGUGCACAGCCUGCGGAGGUGCAAACCAUGCAAUCACUUUGCAAAUUGCGGUACUUCCUUGCUGUAGCUCAAGGCUUUUCCGAUACGGAUUGAAUAGGAUGCGGCAGCCGUUUGGAGUUUUGAUGUGCCAUUCUUGCUGGGACCCAGAGAUACCGUGUUUGGUCAAGUUUCGAGACUUUGGCAAGGAAAACGCUAGACCACCACACUGGAUCUCUAGGCACGGAGAAAGACCAGAUUCUACCAGCGAGUGGAAUAUCUACUCAUGGCUUAAGAGCCGACUUAGACUUGAAGGC